AUGUCCGCCCCUUCGAAAUCCAGAUGGGCCAAUGAAGACCCCGAAGAAGAAGCAGCCAUUGCGCAGCGCAAACGCGAAAAGGAGGAGAAGAAACGCGCCAAGGCAGAAAAACAGCGACAACUAGAGGAGAAGCAGCAGCAGCAGCAACAGUCCAAAGCAGCUGAAGACGGCACAAGGCCCACGAAAAGAAGACGGCUCUCAAAUGAUGAUGCAACUGCUGCAGACAAGCAGGAGCUUGUUGUUGAGCGAAAGAAGCUUCUGCGCUUCCCAGCCCCGGAAUGGGCGCCAUGCCGACACGUCGACAACUACGAACGACUAAACCAUAUCGAAGAAGGAUCGUAUGGAUUAGUCUCGCGCGCCAAAGAUCUGGCUACGGGCGAAAUCGUUGCACUUAAGAAAUUGAAGAUUGACAAUGCCCCCGAUGGAUUCCCCGUGACGGGCUUGCGUGAGAUUCAGACCUUGCAACGCGCAAGACACCAAAACAUAGUGUAUUUGCGCGAGAUUGUUAUGGGAAAUAGCAUGAAUGAUGUCUACCUAGUUAUGGACUUUCUUGAACAUGACCUCAAGACGCUCCUCGACGACAUGCAAGAACCGUUCUUACCCUCCGAAAUCAAAACUCUCCUCCAACAAAUCCUCUCAGCCACAGAAUUCCUGCAUUCGCACUGGAUUUUGCAUCGGGAUCUGAAAACCUCAAACCUGCUGUUGAACAAUCGCGGGGAAAUCAAAAUUGCCGACUUUGGCAUGGCGAGAUAUUAUGGCGAUCCCCUGCCGACCCAAUUGACUCAACUGGUGGUUACAUUGUGGUAUCGAUCGCCGGAAUUGCUUCUUGGAGCAGAAAAGUAUGGGGCGGAAAUUGAUAUGUGGAGUAUUGGGUGUAUAUUUGGUGAAUUGCUGAAGAAGGAACCUCUUUUCCAAGGGAGAAACGAAGUUGAUCAGUUAUCCAAAAUCUUCGCCAUUACCGGGCCCCCAACACAACAAGUCUGGCCAACAUUCCGCUCCUUGCCAAACGCCAAAUCCCUGCGUCUCCCAGCAUCUUCAACGUCGUCCACAACAUCAUCAUCAACGAAAAACCCACCUUUACUCCCACGCUCAAAUUUCCCUUACCUCACAAACGCCGGCUUACAUCUCCUCUCACUGCUCCUAGCUCUAAACCCAGCAUCUCGACCAACAGCCGCCGAAUGCCUUGAGCAUCCAUAUUUCAGGGAAGACCCUCGCCCCAAGGCGAAAGAGAUGUUCCCCACUUUCCCAUCUAAAGCUGGUCAGGAAAGGAGACGGCGCAGAGCUACGCCAGAGGCGCCCAAACAUGGCGAGGAAGCGCCCAAGUUGGAUUUUGCGAAUGUUUUUGGCGGUGGUGCUGGUGCUGGUGCUGGGGGAGAAACUGGCGCUGGUUUCACACUCAGGCUUGGCUAG
Molecule: messenger RNA, 1410 nt
Organism: Talaromyces atroroseus
Lineage: Eukaryota; Fungi; Ascomycota; Eurotiomycetes; Eurotiales; Trichocomaceae
Product: Serine/threonine-protein kinase ppk23
Exons: 3
Coding region: 1-1410 (469 amino acids)
Biological process (GO): protein phosphorylation; regulation of mitotic cell cycle
Cellular component (GO): nucleus
Molecular function (GO): ATP binding; cyclin-dependent protein serine/threonine kinase activity
Source: RefSeq, a predicted model, not a curated record